Musa acuminata AAA Group (dessert banana) is the source of this 861-nucleotide messenger RNA. RefSeq names its product 17.3 kDa class I heat shock protein. Bases 66 to 689 code for a protein of 207 amino acids. Gene Ontology annotation, biological process: protein folding; response to hydrogen peroxide; protein complex oligomerization. The record is from RefSeq and is a predicted model, not a curated record. NCBI's taxonomy places the organism in Eukaryota, Viridiplantae, Streptophyta, Magnoliopsida, Zingiberales, Musaceae. The transcript has a single exon.
CAGUGUCGCUCCGACGACUGGGCCAACUCACCAGAAGGCCGAGGAAUUCUCCAGAAGCCAUUCUCAUGCUCACGUUUAACCCUGCGUCCGCCGCCCCUUUCAAUCCCACCCAGAAGCUUCAGAAUUCCGCCAUCGGUAGUCCCUGUCCCCAUUCACCGGCCUUCUUCUUGCGAUCGAUCGGACCAAAGAUGUCGCUCACCCCCUUCGGAUUCGGCCCUCGGCAGAGCAACAUCUUCGAUCCCUUUUCCCUCGACCUCUGGGACCCCUUCGAAGGCUUCCCCUUCGAUUCCAACCUCUCGUUCCCCCGGAUCCCCUUCCCCACCUCCUCCUACGCCGGCGCAGCCUCGGCUUUCGCCGCUGACACUCGCAUCGACUGGAAGGAGACUCCGGAGGCGCACGUGUUCAAGGCCGACCUUCCGGGGCUGAGGAAAGAGGAGGUCAAGGUGGAGGUGGAGGACGGCCGCGUCCUCCAGAUCAGCGGCGAGCGGAGCCGCGAGCACGAGGAGAAGACCGACACCUGGCACCGCGUCGAGCGGAGCAGCGGCAGGUUCCUCCGGAGGUUCCGGCUCCCCGAGAACGCCAAGGUGGAGCAGGUGAAGGCGGCCAUGGAGGACGGCGUGCUCACCGUCACCGUGCCCAAGGAGGGGGUCAAGAAGCCCAAUGUCAAGUCCAUCGAGAUCUCCGGUUGAAUGUUUGCUGUGUGUUAGCGUGAAUAAGGGGUCGUGAGUGUGUGUCCCUCCAAUCGCGACUUUGACUAUCGUGUCGUGCGAUCGCAGGUUGUCAUGCGUUUUGUUUCGAGAAUGGACUAUGAUAUUGUGUGAAUAAAAUAUGGACUAGCGUUGACUUUUGUUCUUCCACAGA